AUGACGCUUAGGCUCUCCCCCAGACAAUUGGUAGAAUGCUCUGCCGUGCAUCCACGGUGGCAGAACAUUAGGGACAUGAUCUGCAAUUUGCACCUGCCUUCGUCUCAGGACGGCCGAGAAGCUGAGCUCCCCCCAAUCCCCAUACCUCGCGAGGAACCCAUCAGCCAUCCCAUCAGCAUCAGCCAGGUUAUUACCUCAUUCCCUCCUUAUCCGACAUUAUGCCUACCGAAGCUCAGCGACGAGUCCCUCCGUACUCUCGCCAUAGUGGAGGUCUUCAAUAGCGGGGAGAACUUUACGGCUAGAGCUUCACUAAAUGGCCAGGAAGUCUUUGUCAAAGGGUUUUCGUUGCCGGAAAAUGAGGAGAACUACGAGAACGAGAAAGCGGCAUAUACGGCUUUUCUUAGCGCGUAUACAACCUGGCCUAAGUACAUUCCCCGAUACUACGGCUCGUGUGACGUUGUCGCUGUCGCAUCCCCGGAUCGCAGUAUCCAAGAAUAUGCCAUAAUGGUGUUGGAGUUCAUCGAUGGCGCCGAUCUGACGACAGAAUCCAUCACCGAAACGCUCGCAGUCCAGACUCUAGGCGCUUUGCAUGUCGCACACACUGCCCUAGUCCUUCCUCUGGAUAUUGAGCUUCGGCACUUCAUCGUUCGCACCGACAAUGAUCAGUUGAUGAAGAAGGGGACGGUGGACAGCACGCGUGCUGGAACGAGCGAAUUCAAGUAUGACGAACUUCCUGAUGUGGACAAGGUGGUGCUAGUUGACUUUGAUCGUUCUUCCACGCACGAUGGACCUUGAGGACGAGAUGAAGGAGAUGUGGGAGAUACUCGUUCAAGCCAUGAACAAACAGUAGGCUGAGGGUAUUGCCCUAAAUGUAUGCUUCGCAGGGCUGAGAGAGUUGACUUUAUCGCGUGCAUCACCCAUCGAUAUCAAUAUCUAGCCAACAGAAGAGGCUUAUCAACCUAGACUUAUAUAGCGAGUAUAAUAGGGGAGGGCGUGAAAGGAGACAGAUCUGC
Dacryopinax primogenitus is the source of this 1013-nucleotide messenger RNA. RefSeq lists its product as uncharacterized. NCBI's taxonomy places the organism in Eukaryota, Fungi, Basidiomycota, Dacrymycetes, Dacrymycetales, Dacrymycetaceae. The record is from RefSeq and is a predicted model, not a curated record. The transcript is spliced from 3 exons. The coding region runs from base 1 to 795 and encodes 264 amino acids.